UAUGUGUCCGACCUCAAACACGUGAAUGAACGCUUGAGGUUAGUUAGUGUAGAGGUGAGUGUCAGUGAGUUGACUUGUAAAAGCAUAAAACACAGAACUACAGUGAGUUGGUGUUUGUAAAAUCGCAGUUAGACUAUUUUAACGACAGUCUACUGUAACGUCUCAGUGUUGUGUUCACGGAGAGACCAUGCACUCAUGCACGCGCUACCUCAUCUUCUUUCAGUACAUUGGAACUAAAUACAGUGGUGCAGCCAAAGUACAUCAGCAGCACAAAACAGGGGUCCUAGACCAUUUGGAGGAUGCAGUGAGGAAACUGAAGCCCCUCAACCCUGUGUCUCUGACCAUCUCCAGCCGGACAGACUCGGGUGUCCAUGCCCUCUCUAACUCCGCCCACUUUGACAUUCAGCGCACAAACAACAAGCCGCCAUUCACUGAAGACAUUCUUGUUGAGGCCCUGAAUUACCACCUCGAAACCGAACAGAUACGGAUAACCCAUGCCCACCGUGUGCCUGAUAACUUCCAUGCCCGUUUCCGUGCCAUCUCUCGAACCUACGUCUACCGGAUAGCCCUGGGACUCUCUCGUCCCUGCCUCCUUCCCCUCACUGAUCACAAGCUGUGCUGGAGCCUCCGCAACACGGAGCUGAAUAUGGGAGCCAUGCGAGCAGCUGCUUCUCUGCUGGUCGGGACUCACAACUUCAGCAGCUUCAGAGUGGCCAACUCCGAAAUGCCUUUUAAAAACCCUGUCAAGACGCUGGAAGUGGCCGACAUACGGCCGGGAUGCUCCUUCUCUCACGCACACUUCCACAGGGACAUUCCGAUGUGGGAGUUGACGUUUAGGAGCAGAUCUUUUCUCUACAGGCAGGUGCGGAGGAUGACGGGGGCCCUGGUGGCAGUCGGUCGGGGACAGCUCUCAGUGACCCAGCUCAAGGACCUGCUGGAGGCUCAGGACCCUUUAGCUUACCAACCGGGUAUGGCUGCUCCAGCUCACGGCCUCUUCCUCACCAGAGUAGACUACAGAGAUGCAGAUAUGCAGCUUUCACAACAAACUGGUAACUCAGAGGAUUAAACCAACAAUAUUUAUGAAAUGACUGUAAUAAUCCUUUGUUAUAUAUUUGUAUCACAGCAGCUUCCUUGUGAGUCAGUCGAUGGUUCUUUUAUAUAAAAUCCUUUUCCACACAAAUAAGCUCCACACCACAGAAGUACGUCUAUAUGUUCUUUUUUAAUUCAACAUUAUGAAGAUACAACUGUCCAAGAAUGCAGCUCAGCUACAGAUAACCACACACACACAACCCUCAGGUUACAAUAGACAACUUGCUUUAAGCCUGGUUAGGCAGUUUUGACUCCUACAUAUGUGUGUUUGUGUAUUUAUGUAUGUGAACUGGAUGUUGUAGGUUCUCACAUUUAUCAAAGUAUACGUGUGGAGUGUUAAGUUCUUCCCUGUGUCCAUGGCUUUCGUACAGUGGCAUUUUCAUUACAUAUCAACAAAUAUGAGCAUGCACACUCACACACGCUCAUAUUUCAUGUUUACAUCCAAAUGUCCAAAUAAAACGGCAUACGCCGCUUUCCACACUC
Messenger RNA from Solea senegalensis (Senegalese sole), 1572 nucleotides. RefSeq names its product pseudouridine synthase like 1 (gene pusl1). The record is from RefSeq and is a predicted model, not a curated record. Bases 188 to 1066 code for a protein of 292 amino acids. NCBI's taxonomy places the organism in Eukaryota, Metazoa, Chordata, Actinopteri, Pleuronectiformes, Soleidae. Gene Ontology annotation, biological process: tRNA pseudouridine synthesis. The transcript has 8 exons. Gene Ontology annotation, molecular function: RNA binding; pseudouridine synthase activity.